GUCCCAACCAAACGAAGCUCAAUUGAAGUCGAUUCUACCGGGCGAGUCGGCUUUGCAGAUGCGGGUCACAAUUGUGGCAAGCUCAUGCUAAGCAUGCUUGAGCCACUCCAAAUAGAUCACCCUGUUCGCCAGUGGACCUGAUCAGGCAACAAGUCUUGCUUUUGAUACUCAUGUAUCAGCAGCCAGGAAGCUCGAAAGGCUGGGCGUUCAAGGAGUGAUGUGCUCAAGAUUAGAGCAAUCGAACUCAGCUCUUGAUAACAGAUCAUGCUCCGACCAGUCACAGUGAAAAUGCAAGGCAUGGCAUCCGUCAUGAGCGCCUCAACUUACUGUGCGAGCACAGAAUGUAAGGCUCUGUGGGCGAGCGACACCGUGUGCAACCCCUGGUCUCACGCACCAGCUCACGGACUCCAUUAUUUGACUCCACCAUUUUAUCAAUCGAGUGACGUGAGUUCCACUGAUCCACGCCACCGACCCAUGCUCCACGACAAUUCGAGAUUCUAGCUUCACACUCGUACGGGAAGAAUGACGCUGUGCCAAACCGCCGAUUUCGCCCAGACGUGUCAAAUGUUUCUCGUCCAUAUGCUCACGAGUCUGGUAUACUUUCUUUUUCCCUUACACCAUACGACGGGACUGCCUUGAUAUACGGCAGGACUCGGCCUUGCAAUCUUGUUGUUUUCCUGCCUACCUAGCCGGAGUGUCACUUUACUUCCGCCACUGGACGACAGCUAUACCCCAACGAAAUCUACGUCCUGAUUGCUCUGCAGGCUAAUACGACUGCAUCGAUUUCCUUUCGCCUGUCGAGGCAACACAACAACAAGCGCAGGACCAGCGACUCGAAACCGCCACUAUGUCGGCUCCUGGCAUCAGCGAUUACCUCCCGACCUACGCGUCCUACAACUGGACUGGAGCUCCUGCGGACUAUACCCAGGUUACAAAUGCCCGAACUGGAGGGGACUCGAGGCAUGAAAAUCUGAACAAAUGGUUUCAGUCCGGCGAUACGGCUUAUAUUAUCAUCUCCUCAUGUCUCGUCCUAAUCAUGGUACCGGGUCUUGGUUUCUUAUACUCGGGCCUUGCAAGAAGAAAGUCAGCCCUCUCCAUGAUGUGGGCGUGUAUGGCUGCCGGCAGCAUCAUCAACUUUCAGUGGUAUUUCUGGGGUUACUCGUUAACUUUCUCACCAACGGGUCAAAGUGGCUUCAUUGGUGAUCUUGUCCACUUUGGCUUGAAGAGAGUGCUCGGGAACCCCAGUCCUGGAUCUCCCCUUGUUUCUAGUCUUCUCUACUCGUUCUAUCAGAUGCAAUUCUGUUGCGUUACAGCUGCCAUUGUGGCAGGUGCGGUAGCCGAACGUGGUCGACUCAUGCCCUUCUUGGUCUGGACGUUCCUCUGGGCUACCCUGGUCUACAACCCGAUCGCUUGUUGGGCUUGGAAUGCGAACGGAUGGGCUUUCAAGUAUGGUGUCAUGGAUUAUGCGGGUGGUGGCCCGGUCGAGAUCGGGUCUGGUUUGUCUGCUCUGGCAUAUUCCAUGGUUCUCGGAAAGCGACAAGAGAAGAUGAUGCUCAACUUCCGUCCCCAUAACGUCUCUUUCAUCUUGUUAGGCACCAUCCUGCUUUGGUUCGGAUGGCUCGGCUUCAACGGUGGUUCCUCUUUUGGAGCAAACCUGCGAGCUGUUAUGGCUUGCUGGAACUCGAACUUGGCUGCCACCUUUGCAGCAAUUACCUGGACACUACUCGAUUUCCGUCUUGCUCGAAAAUGGACCAUGGUCGGUUGGUGUUCCGGCACAAUCUCUGGGCUGGUAGCCGCCACUCCCGCUUCCGGCUUCAUUGAUACGUGGGGUGCCGUUGUUCUCGGUAUUGUGACUGGCGUUUGUUGUAACUUUGGCACCAAAAUCAAAUACUGGAUCCGAAUCGACGACUCUAUGGACGUGUUUGCCGAACACGGUCUUGCUGGCAUGAUUGGCCUCAUGUUCAACGCUCUGUUCGGCGUUGAUUACGUGGUCGGCCUCGAUGGAGUCAAUACUGGAGCCAGCAAUCCCGAGACCGGUACGGGCAUUGGAGGAUGGCCCAUUGGCAACUAUCGCCAAUUCUACAUCCAACUCGCCUACAUUGUCGCAUGUACCGGCUAUUCCUUUGUUGUGAGCGCCAUCCUGGCGUACAUUGUCAACUACAUUCCCGGGCUGCACCUUCGAGCGUCCGAAGAGGCUGAACUGCUCGGUAUGGACGACGACCAGCUCGGCGAAUUCGCCUAUGACUACGUCGAAGUUCGCCGGGAUUACCUGGCUUGGACGCCACAAAAGACCGAUUAUGGUGCCGACCCCAAUCUGCCACAAGAGGAUCGCCACGGUAUUGGUGAGCAUUCCAAGAUGAUCAAGGAUGGAUCACAUGAUACCAGCUCCGGAUCGGGUCACCAAUUGCCUGCACAAGGCGACCGACAUGCUGUUGCCAUGGAGGACCUCGAGAAGGAGAAGAAUGUUGCGGACCAUGAGAAGUGAAGUGAAGAACACGACGGGCUCAAAAUUUGACUCCGCUUGUAUCCGUACUCAAAUAAAUGUUUAUGUGGUUGUGGCUUCGUGAUCCCUGCUGGUUGACGGGAGAUACAAAAAGUCUGGUUGCUGCUGCUGCCGAAAUUUCCCCCCCGAGAUGAACUGAACUGUGACUGAUUGAGCGAAGAAUGAUUGCUUGGGUUUCAACUAGAGGGGACCUGCGAAAUGGUCGAUCGGAUUGGAAUGGAUUGGAUUGGUGUUGAGGUGUAACAAUGAUGAUGACAGGAACAAGGAGGCUCGGGUAGACUGUCCUUUUCUCACGCAAGCGAGUUGAUUGUUCUAUUGUUCAAGAGAGCGAAUAUGAUUGCGAAGUAUACGCAGUACUCUGUACUUGAUGCUACAUUGGAUUCUUGUUUACUUGUGCUGUUAUCAAGCCUCUAGAAUGUAUCGAACCGAGGCCGUCGACUCUACAGAAAGGCCCGCCUCAUACCGGGUAUCAG
Exophiala xenobiotica is the source of this 2976-nucleotide messenger RNA. RefSeq lists its product as uncharacterized. The transcript is spliced from 4 exons. NCBI's taxonomy places the organism in Eukaryota, Fungi, Ascomycota, Eurotiomycetes, Chaetothyriales, Herpotrichiellaceae. The record is from RefSeq and is a predicted model, not a curated record. Gene Ontology annotation, cellular component: plasma membrane. The coding region runs from base 848 to 2485 and encodes 545 amino acids. Gene Ontology annotation, molecular function: ammonium channel activity. Gene Ontology annotation, biological process: ammonium transmembrane transport.